AUCACGAGCGACUUUGUUGACAUCGAGAAGACGCGUGCGUGCUUCGUAAUCACAGCGCGACGUUCUGCCCUUCUGCGGGCGGACACUCAGGUUCAUUUUCAGUCUGUGUGCUGCUUGGGAGGAAGCAUGGAUAAGUUCGUUAUUAGGAAACCCAAGUCUCUGCAGCCAGAGGUUAAAGUCCCCAGUAAACCCAAAGGACAGGCCACUCUGUAUUCACUAAAGAGAGUUGUGGUCCUGGAAGAUAUAAAGAGAUGGAAGUGUAUCCUGGAGUUUCCUAACCAGACAACAGAAAACCUGAUGAACACUCUGAAGGAACUUAAGAAAAAAAUUCCUUCUGAAGAAGUGAUAAGAUCAACAAAAAUCGGUGAAGCAGUUGGAAGCCUACAGACGCAUGACGAUAAGGAUGUGUCACACUUGGCACAGGAAGUUUACAACAAUUGGGAAACGUUCAUAAAGGAGAAUCGCAGCAAACCAAACAUUGAAGUAAGAUGUGAUGCUGCAACUGAGAAACUACGCCAAAACGCCAGGCGACUGUUGGCUGAAGCACUAAAUAUGGAGGCUGAUCACUCUUUGGUUGAAUGUAUUGAACGUGAAGUUUUCCAUCAGACCUCCCGUCUGAUCAAUGUUCACUACCGCAGAACAAUCCGGGCACUUGUAUUUGCACUGAAGCACAAGGCAGAGACUCGAUGCCAGGUCAAAGAAGGGACUAUAAAGAUUCAUGAGUUGGUGCAAAGUCAUAAGAAAUAAAAAAAGAAAAUUCUCAACUCCUGGGUGAGAACAACUGUACAACACCUUCAGGAAAAUUCAGGACAUGUAACCUUGGAUCAAGUUAAUGUUACAGGGAAUACUACAUGUAGGUUUUCGGGCUGGUUAACACUAAUGCCCUUUCUACUGUCAUACAUUUAUUUUUCCAUUGGUUACCAUCACAAGAAACUUCUUUCAGUGGAGCAUGAUAUACCUAUUGUGUAGGCUUUUUAAUACCAGGAGAUUGCCAGGUUAAUAUAGCAGGACCCAGUUACACACAGUAUAAUACAUUCAUUGUUAACAUCUUGAGAUGCCGGCCCUUUCUCGUGGUUAAUUUUUGGGCAAUGUACUUGCGAGUUCAAACCAGGAAAGGCUAGACAUGCUUUCACAGUCACAGAGGUGUUUUAAAAAUAAUAACAAUAAUUCUUAAACAUAAGUUGUUAUAUUCAUAAACAUGUUUUGAGAAUUUUAAAAUUCAGUGUGUAAAAUGUAUAUAACUCCAUUAUCUCUGCCUAUUAUUAUAGUGUAGUGCAGGAUCUGUCAAGAUUGACAAGAGUCGCACUGCCAUCAUGAAUUCUACCCCUCUCCCGUUACUCAUAUCUUGGGGAGAGGUUCUAAGAAGAGGGAGACCAACAAAACAGUAAAGCGUAUUCACUGAAGUGGCUAUAUUAGCCUUGGUUUCGAAUUUUGCAUUUCACAAUGUAACACAUAGUGCAGCCAAUCAGAAUACAGCGUGAACAGUUAUUCACAUUACCCAACUUUUCUAUAAUGCAGGGCUUCUGACAACAGACACAACUAAAUAGGAACGUCCCUUUUCUUUUAUG
Molecule: messenger RNA, 1568 nt
Organism: Pelobates fuscus (common spadefoot toad)
Lineage: Eukaryota; Metazoa; Chordata; Amphibia; Anura; Pelobatidae
Gene: TCEANC2
Product: transcription elongation factor A N-terminal and central domain containing 2
Exons: 4
Coding region: 127-747 (206 amino acids)
Biological process (GO): DNA-templated transcription
Cellular component (GO): nucleus
Source: RefSeq, a predicted model, not a curated record